GGCUUUUCAAUUCCUGGAUGGCAGCAGCGUGCUAAUCCAACCUUCAUCCUGGAUUUCGCAAAGUAAAACAAGGGAGGCUGGCAAGAAGACAGCUUGAGGAAAUUGACGACGGCAGGCCUGGUGAGCAGUAGGCUGUAUAAAGGCUCAAAAAACUGCAAGCUGAUCUCCCAGCUACUACUUCUGGUCCUUCACUGCUACGUCCCAGCAGCAGCAGAAGACCUCAGAGCUAAAUUUCUCAACCUGCUCUUCUGCAGUGGAAACCGUGCACCUAGCACCAAAAGACAUGAAUCGUUUUUUGGUCUUCACUCUCUUUUUGGUACCCACGAAUGCUGGACCUACUUGGAGUACCAAGUAUGCUGUGGACUGCCCCGAGUCCUGCAACAGCAGUGAAUGCAAAAGCCUGGUGCACUGUAAGAAGCAGGUGUUGGAUGACUGCGGCUGCUGCAGAGUCUGUGCUGCGGCCUUGGGAGAGACGUGCUACCGGACCGUCGCAGGGAUGGACGGCGUGAAAUGCGGCCCCGGAUUGAAGUGCCAGUUUUUUUCCGAAGAGGAUGAUUUUGGUGACGAGUUCGGUAUCUGCAAAGGUAAAGGACAGUCGCUCGAUAAAACUGCCAGUCAUGACAAUUAGGAUGAUACUACUCUCCAUGUGUAGUGGCUGGUGAUUUCAUCCAGAAAUACACAAUUAGUACUCUUUAUUUUAAAAGCAACAGCAACACCCAUCCACAUUUGAAUUAUCCUGGCAUAGCAAAAGCCUCUCUGAGAUGGAGACAGACACAUAUGGUUAUUUAUUGCUAAAUCAAUAUUAUGUCUAGUGCUUUCAUUUCACAGUUUGGUAAGGUAGGUUGUAAUUUCUAUGUUUUGCAAAUGGAGGCUGAGGCAGGGUUGCUUGAGGCUGCCAGUGAAAUCUAUGGCUGAGGUAGGUCUUAAACCUAACCAACUCUUAUGUUGGCCCCGUACCUUCCAGAAACUAUCCAGGGCUUAUCCAUUUGGAAAAGGACACUUUUAUCAGGAACAACAUUUAGUGAUUGACUGGGAGAGAUGCACAGAGCGAAAAUCUCUCAGGAGGGUGGUCCUAGGUGAAGAUGUCCGACCAGGAGCAUAGAUGACCAAGAGAACGUAGCCUGCACUCCACAACAGGAGUUGUGGUACAAAAGAUUUGUGGGGUGAAGAUACAGGGUGAUAUUCAACGUUAGUCAUACUCAAACCCGUUGAAAUUAAUGGGCACGACUAAUUUAGGUUGAUUAAUGCCAAUGAGUCUACUCAGAAUCACAUUGAAUUGGAUGCAAUCUGUUUUCUUGAACCAGAAAAAGCUAUCCCAGGUGUGCAGAGCUUCCAUAGCAUCAAGAGGGGUGCUGUGAGCCUUCAUAUCCCUGCAGGUGCCUCUCCCCCCCUCCCCAGCACCUAACAGGUGCUUUGUACUGUCAGAGAUACAGCCCUUCUUGGCACCAACUUUGUUAGAAGCAAUGUACAUACUUUGUCAGAUAAAGGUAAUACAAUUUUUGACUGUUCCGCUUCAGACUGCCCAUGAGGUGUGAAUGAACUUUUUUAAAAAAAAAAUGCUGAGUGCCGUCUCAUAUUAAAAUGUUAAACCUUUUUCUCUAAUGAACUAGUUUGAUACUAGUUUGACAUAUAUGGGCAGAAUCUUUUUUUCCUUUCCUUUCUCUUUUAUUGUUUUUAUAUUCCAUCCUUUUCUCCAAGGAGCUCAAAAUAGCAUAAAUGGUUCUGCCCCUCUUCUUUUAAUCCCCACAACAGCCCUUUGAGGUAGGUUAGGCUGAGAGGCAGUGACUGGCCCAAGUGAGCUUCAUGAUGAAAUGUGGAUUUGAACCCUGGUCUCUCAGGCCCUCUCAGACACUCUAACCACUAUAAUAUACAGGGAGCUCAUUUAAAAAUUGCAUUCUCCCAUCUCCAGUCUGAAAUUGCAUACACUAGUCCAUCCUACCACUUUUACUCUGCUUAAUAUGUAACCUAAUAUACAGAUUGUUAGGUGCCUGGAAAUGUACAGAAGUAUAGUGUUCUGAUCAAAGGAAGUCAUGGUACAGCUGUGUUCUGACUUGGUGAGAUCACACCUGUGCCACAAUUUAUGAAGGAUAUUGACAAGCUGGAACACGUGCAGAGGAGGGCAACCAAGAUGAUCAAGGGUCUGGAAACCAAGCCCUAUGAUGUAUGGUUGAAGGAACUUGGUAUAUUUAGCAUGGUAAAGGGGAGAUGUGAUAGCCAUCUUCAAAUAACUAAAAGCCUGUCACAUGGAGGAUGGAGCAAGCUGCGACCCAAACCAAUGGUUUCAAGUUAUAAGGAAGGAGACUCCAACUAAACGUCAGGAAGAACUUUCUGAGAGAAAGAGAUUGGAUGGCCAUUGACAGUUGAGAUUCUUGCAGUGUCAGGGGUUUGGACUAGAUGACUCUAUAGGUCUUUUCCAAUUCUAUGAUUCUAUGAAAAUGUACAUGUCCUUAUGGUUUCUGCCCAGGGGGUAAUAGCUUUUGGAAGCCGGGUUUUGGAUUCCUCAAAGCUGGCUGCUAAAAAAAGACAUUAUUAUUUAUAGGAUUCUGAUGGCCUAAGUGAUUUGAAACGCAGGUUAGCAUGCUUGCACAUGAGCCAAUAUAGACAGUGCAGGAAGGCAGGUCAUUCCCAGGUAAGUAUACUUAGGACUGCAAGGACUGCAUCCUUAAAGUCUAGACAUAUUCCCUGGGAGUUACCGUAAUCUCAUUUGAUGUUCUCAGCACUCUCUUUGCACUAAAAGUGCACCCAUUGUGCAUUUAAAGCCCAUGGCUCUCCCUUAAAGACUUCUGGGAACUGUAGUUUAUUAAGGAUGCUGUGAACUGUAGCUCUAUGAGGGUGGAACUAGAUUCCCAGGAAUGGUUCUUCGGGGAACCAUUUGCUUUAAAUGUGCAUCAGUAUGCUUUAAAUGUACGCUGCAGAUCGUAAUUCAGUGGAAACAUGAUCACUGAUAGUGAACUUAUGUUAUAACUGGCACUAUCAGUACGCCAGACCAGGGGUGCCAACUUGAAUAAAAUAUUGUGGGGGCCCAGGUAAGCCCCACCCUGCAAAAUUGAUCACAUGACGCAGUGCACAAGCACCAUUUGAAUGGGAAUGCCCAUCAACUUUGCGGCGGCCCAGCCCCCUCAAAUAUUUUGUUGUGGGGGACCGAAAGCCUCAUGGUCUCUAGGAGUGGUCUCUUUGCACCAGAGGCUUGGGAGAAUCCAAAGUUUAUAGAACUGCAACAACAACAACAUUGGACUACUGACUGAGGGGUGGGGGGAAUGGAAUGGCGUGUCUAGUAAUCUGAAUAGGAUCACUGGGCAUGACAACAUUAUGUUGCAGGUCCCAUGCAUUUACUUAGGUGCUUAGGCUUGCAGGCUUACGUUUUGAUCCAAUGGGGAACGAGAACCUUCCUGUAAAAUAAGCUUCAAACCAGCUAAUCACCUGUUUGAAAGAGGCUGGGAGUCAGAGGAGGUGCUGCAGUCAGUUUCCCACACUUUUUCCCAAGCAGCCUGAUUACAGCUUAUUAAAGAGCUACGCAAGAGCAGCCUGGAAUGGGUUGUGUGGGACCCUGAAAAGGUUCACAUGCAAGAAUUCCUCACCCAUCUACGAAAGCAUGUCCCUGUAGGUGAUGAGUCCUAGUUGGAAGGAGGUACUUGAGUGGUUUCUUAGGCAAGGCUUAAAUGACUUUUGAGGUUGCUUCCAGAGUCCAGACAGCCUGUUCACUGCUCAUUUCUCCUAAUUUGUUUGCAGGGAGAUUAGAGAAUCUUUGGAGAUUUAUUGAGCAUUCACUCUGAUAUGUUUGCAGGGAGGUUAUGGGGCGUUGCAUCAAGCACAUGUUUUCUCAUGCACUUCCAUGCAUUCCUGCCCCCAUCACUUUUUUUAUAACAAAUAGUUUGGGGGUUUUUGGGGUGGGGGGAAUAGGGGGCAGCUAUGUUGUGAAAGACCUCCCAACCAACUUGAAUUGCAUCCCUGAAUUUGCCAGUAAGUGAAUGAAUCCCACUCAAAAAUAGCAACUGCCUGGAAGCCCCCUGAGUCUCCCUUGCACAAUAUAUAUGGUGGUGCGAUCACUGCAAGUGAAGAGUAAUUAGAAGAGAUUCAUAGGAGUACAAUUCUUAUGUGUGUUUUAGCCAAUGGAGAUUUUAUGUUUGCAUUUCAAAUGGAUGUAAAUGAAAACCCGCUUCACGGCCUGCUUUCAUUUCAGGAGCGUGGAAUUGCUUUCUGCUGCUGCGUCAAAGCAGCAUCCAACAUCUUGCAAGGGGACUGACCUUUUAGUUGUCUUCCUGGCACAUUAUCAAGCUUUAAAUAUGUAGUGGUUAGUGUCAGACUUUGGCUGGGGUGUGGGGAUAUGGCUUCAGAUCUCCACUCAGCUACAAAGCUCACUGGGUAACUUGGGGCCGUCACUAUUUGUGGUAAGAAGGAAAGGCCAUCUUGUAAUAUUUGCUUUUUCAUUUCCUGUUCCAUUCACACCAAAACAGCCUCUGUCAGUAAACCAUGGCAUCCAGCUUCGCUUGUUUAGUCCACUGCUUAAAUGCUAUAGUCCAGCAUAGCAAAUGGGAGAGGGCAGUGCGGUUCUGUGGCACUUACCAUCUAAAACUCCCAAAAAUAUUCAGUAGAUAAAAACGCUAAUGCAGAUCAUAUAGAGGACCAUAGGCAACGUUCUGUAUUAUAAUACAGAGAGAGAAAACCAUACUGCUACAGGAGUCCUGAUCUGGUGGGUGAUGGGGGAAAGCCCUAGAUAGGGCUGCUGGACAAAGGCAUUUUCCUGCCUGAGGUACAGCAUCAAAAAGCAACACCCUCCCUCCCCAAAAAGCCAAAAUACAAGGGACCUAAACCUGGCAAAUAUUUUGGCAAUUUAGGCAGAAUAUCCCACAAGCAGCUUUCCUUUGCCUUGGCAGCAGCAAUUCAAUCACAACAAAGCUCGCUAACCUAAUAAAUCUAAUAAAUAACGUAACAAUUUGUUACUUCAUGACACGGCAGAGAUAACUGUUUAAUUCCAACCAGUUUAUCUCUAGCUAGCAGCCUUUGUUCCUCCUUAUUAUAUAUUUUUAGAAGAUUGAAAUCUGUGUUUAGCCUUCAGGAAAGGCAAAGGAAACAAUUUAACUGAACAUAUCUUUGCAAGUAAUAAAGUAAUAUUAUUAACAUGCUUGCAACUGUGGAAAAUAUAUGAAGAUAUCUAAACACAUGUUGGCAUUGUUGCUUUUUGCUUCUCGAAUUGCUUUCAUAUUGCUUUUCAAAUUGUUUUAUUAUGAAGAUCUUUGAAUCAUUAAGGGGGGGGAGAGAAGUGAAGUUCAAGGUAUAUAAUCAGAGUCUUCCAUAUCAUAGAAUCAUAGAAUUGUAGAACUGGAAAGUCUCCAAAGGGUCAUCUAGUCCAACCCCCUGUGAUUCAUAAUAGAUUCACUGCUGUUUCUUUUUCUGUCUUCCAGAGUGUCCGUAUGGGACCUAUGGACUGGAGUGCCGAAGAACCUGCAACUGCCAGUCUGGCAUAUGCGACAGAGUAACUGGGAAAUGUCUGAAAUUUUCAUUUUUCCAACUGGCUGCAUCAAAGCCCCCCAGCAGACUAAAGCUAAUUCCACAUGCAGGUAUGUGUUAAUUUCUCAAAGCAGGAAUGGGGAAACUGGUCCCUGCAGACGUUGUUGGACUCCACCUCUUGUCUGUUCCAGCCGGCAUAGACAACAGCCAAUAAUGAUGAGAGUUGUAGCGCAACCAUGUCUGGAGGUUCCCAUCCAAGCAGUAGAGCAUCCUCCUGUGGAAGUGUGUUGAAUGAACAGGAGCUGUGCAUGAGCACCAUGGCACUAUGCAGGGGAGCUUUCUGAUAGGAGCAUCUGAGCAUAGGAAACUGCCUUAUACCAAGUCAGAUCAAUGGCCAUCUAUGUUGACCGGCAAUAGUUCUCCAGGGUUUCAGACAGAAGACCCCCGCUGGAGAAACCAGGGGAUGAACCUGUGGGCUUUCUGCAUCUGUUGGCCGGCAAGACUCCUUGCUGCCUUUGUCCCAAGAGAUUAACAUAGUUGUGCUUUGGAGAUCCAUAACACCCAGUCAUCAGACUACACAACCACAUGCACCUCUCCAGGGCUGCAUGUGCAAGUAACUUACUUUGCAUGCACAGCCUUGUUGAAGGGCAUGGGUAGGCAACCUAAGGCCCAGGGGCCAGAUGCGGCCCAAUCAUCUUCUCAAUCCGGCCUGGGGACGGUCUGGGAAUCAGUGUGUUUUUACAUGAGUAGAAUGUGUCCUUUUAUUUAAAAUGCAUCUCUGGGUUAUUUGUGGGGCUUAGGAAUUCAUUCAUUUUAUUUUUUUUAAAUAGUCCGCCCCCCCACAAGGUCUGAGGGACAGUGGUGCUGCUGAAAAAGUUUGCUGACCCCUGUUGAAGGGCAUAGAAUCAUAGAGUCAUUGAAUUGUAGAGUUGGAAGGGACCCCUGAGGCAGAUUGGUUAGAUCAGUGCUUCCCAAACUUUGGUCUCCAGCUGUUUUUGGACUACAAUUCCCUGACCACUGGUCUUGCUGGCUAGGGAUGAUGGGAGUUGUAGUCCAAAAACAGCUGGAGACCCAAGUUUGGGUUAGAUCUAUGUAUGGUAGUGGGAGAUAUUGCACAGAAUGAUGUCCAGAUGCAUUGUUAAGCUGAAGACUAGAAGAGGAUGGAGGGACAAGGUCUCCAUGAUUGUAGCCAUGAUAUUUAAAUAUCUUCUAGAUCUGGUGUGCAGAACCUGUGGUCCUCCCCAUAUUGCUGAACUACAACUCCCAUCAUCCAUCGCCAUCGACCAUGCUUGCUGGGGCAGAUGGAGUUGUAGUUCAGCAGCAUCUGGAGGGCCAACGGUUCCCUGUUCUAGAUGAAGACACAAAGGAAUGGGGGGAAAUUAUUUAAUAAUCUUUCUCUAUUUUAAACUUUCAGAGAAUGACAUGGGAUCCGGUGAUGGCAAUUCUGUAAAAGAGGAUUUUGUCAAAGAAAAAGCCAUUAACUCUCCAAUAACGAAAUGGCUAAACCCUCGCUGAUAUUAGCCUAUAUAGGAAGGACUUUCAAAACUGAUGUGCUUUCUUCACAUUUAUAAUGAAUGUUCAGCAAUCUGCUCCAGCAAAGGAAAUAGUAAUGUGUAAUAAACAAAUAACCGAAUCCAGUCUGUAACUUCAAGAAAAGAGUAUAAGACUGUGUACAGUGUACAUGUUUUAAAGAACACAUCUUAAUUGUCAUUAGAAUACUAAAGUACAUUAUGAACUGUUGAAUGUAAACUUUUUUGAAAGGACACAUGAAUCUAGGAGUCAUCUCAAAUCUGCAAGCUCUACACAAAAUAUUCAUUCAUUUAAAACAUAGGAAUUCUAUGGUGACAGAAGUCCACCAAAGUUAGGAAAUGUAAAUUUUAUAGCUGAUAUCCUGGUAGACUGAUGAAUGUAAUAAAAGGGACUAAAAUCAGUAUUAAUUUUGAAUAUGAAGACUACAGUCUUACGCAUAUUGACAUGGAAGUAAGAGCCAUGGAAUUCAGUGAGACUUAUUUUUGUGUAAGCAUGCCUAGGAUCAGGCUGCACAGUCACUAUCCAAGACACAGCUAAACUUGCAGGCAGUUGAAUCCUGUGUAUGUUUACUUGGAGUUACAUGCUACUAUGUUCAAUGGGCCUUACUCUCUGGUAAGUGCGCAUUGCUGCCUUUACCCAAUUGAAAAUGUGUCCAUGCCCUUAGGUGCCCUUCGUUCAGUGUUAAAUGGUGGCUUAAAAUCACAUAUUUCAGUGAUAUAAAUCCCAUCAAAUUCAAUGGGAUUAAGGCCGCUUGUCUGCAGGAUUGCACCCUCAUAUUUUUAUUAGGUUCCUUUUACACAGGAAAGACCACCAGCUAACUUUCCACAGCUCAUAAUACACAUCUCAACUGUGACAAACCCAGGCAGAUUUACAGCAGUUUUAAACAGUGAUUCAACUGCUAAGUAGAUUAUAUGAGCUACUGAUUAUGUAAAAACACUAGAGCAAAUAUUGUAAAUAAUGCAUCUGUGGAAACAGAAUGAAGGAAGCUGGAAUUAAAAUGAACUUUCUGUAGGAGACGUGGAGUUUUUAUAAGAGGAAACUCUUACAGGUCAUCAAAGUAUAAAAAAUAAGUUAGGGGCAGCCCCUUAGGCCUCUUAAUGUAUUUAUUGGUGCUGAACCAAUUUUUCCCUGCUGCAGUAGACCAACAUUUAGACUGGCUUCAAUUUGUAAGGCUGAGUUGUCAGUCUGAAGACAGGAGUUCACAAUGGAAGCGCCAACACAAUCAGCAGCACAGAAAAGUGCAAACAAUUCCUGUGUAAGUCAAUGGAUCAUUUCGAAGCAAGUCAGAUUUGAGGCUCCUCCGGGAAAUUUUUAGUCAAAUAAAUGUGGUUUGGCAGGCAUAAUGAGAGAGUUUAUUUAAAUAGUGCUGUGAAUACUUUCAUGAAUUUAGUUCUUUUAUUGUUGCUCUUUGUCAGAUAUUUGUGACUAUGAUGGAUCUUUGAAUGUGCAUGUAAUAAGCUCAAUGUUUAUAAGUGUCUAUGUGUAUUAUUGCCCAAUAAAUCAGAUAGAAACA
This is a messenger RNA of Podarcis lilfordi (Lilford's wall lizard), 8491 nucleotides long. The record is from the annotation of a GenBank genome assembly. Lineage: Eukaryota; Metazoa; Chordata; Lepidosauria; Squamata; Lacertidae.